Procambarus clarkii (red swamp crayfish) is the source of this 1056-nucleotide messenger RNA. Its product is annotated as putative protein FAM47C. The record is from RefSeq and is a predicted model, not a curated record. NCBI's taxonomy places the organism in Eukaryota, Metazoa, Arthropoda, Malacostraca, Decapoda, Cambaridae.
CGACUGAGGUGGCUUGGGACACAAUCGCUGAACCCAGGAAAGACCCAGCGACUUCGGGUAGGACCCAGCGACCUCAGGAAGGACCCAGCGACCUCAGGAAGGACUCAGCGACCUCAGGAAGGACCCAGCGACCUCAGGAAGGACCCAAUGACCUCAGGAAGGACCCAGCCACCUCAGGAAGGACCCAGCCACCUCAGGAAGGACCCAGCCACCUUAGGAAGGACCCAGCGACCUCAGGAAGGACCCAGCGACCUCAGGAAGGACCCAGCGACCUCAGGAAGGAUCCAGCCACCUCAGGAAGGACCCAGCCACCUCAGGAAGGACCCAGCGACCUCAGGAAGGACCCAGCCACCUCAGGAAGGACCCAGCGACCUCAGGAAGGACCCAGCGACCUCAGGAAGGACCCAGCGACCUCAGGAAGGACCCAGCGACCUCAGGAAGGACCCAGCUACCUCAGGAAGGACCCAGCCACCUCAGGAAGGACCCAGCGACCUCAGGAAAGAUCCAGCCACCUCAGGAAGGACCCAGCCACCUCAGGAAGGACCCAGCGACCUCAGGAAGGACCCAGCGACCUCAGGUAGGACCCAGCCACCUCAGGAAGGACCCAGCCACCUCAGGAAGGACCCACCCACCUCAGGAAGGACCCAGCGACCUCAGGAAGGACCCAGCGACCUCAGGAAGGACCCAGCGACCUCAGGAAGGACCCAGCGACCUCAGGAAGGACCCAGCGACCUCAGGAAGGACCCAGCCACCUCAGGAAGGACCCAGCGACCUCAGGAAGGACCCAGCGACCUCAGGAAGGACCCAGCCACCUCAGGAAGGACCCAGCCACCUCAGGAAGGACCCAGCCACCUCAGGAAGGACCCAGCCACCUCAGGAAGGACCCAGCCACCUCAGGAAGGACCCAGUGACCUCUAUAAGAGCCCACCAGGGCCAUGGUCCUAUUACGCGUGGCAUCCAGCAUUUGUCUUGGCCGCGUGGUGCUGCGGCCUGGUUCUGGUCUCCCCAGAGCUUCCUAUAGCUGUGGGGGCAGACUCCUAUAGCUGUGGGGGGUAG